Molecule: messenger RNA, 4785 nt
Organism: Falco peregrinus (peregrine falcon)
Lineage: Eukaryota; Metazoa; Chordata; Aves; Falconiformes; Falconidae
Gene: MMRN1
Product: multimerin 1
Exons: 9
Coding region: 111-3731 (1206 amino acids)
Molecular function (GO): extracellular matrix constituent conferring elasticity; protein binding; calcium ion binding
Source: RefSeq, a predicted model, not a curated record
UCUGGGUAGGCUCAUUGCAUGAGCAGCAGCUCAGGAGGAGGGAAAAACUACAGAAUUUCUUGCUUGGGAAAUAAAUGUGUGAUAACUUGUAGCACUUACAAACCAGCAGAAUGAAGGAGAUAAUUAUCUUGCUGCUUUUGUUGCACUUACAGAGUGGCAGCAUUGGAUUUAAUACUUCAGGAAAGCUCUGGACCACAGGCCAAGGUGAUGAAACCCAGGCAAGUCACUCCAACUUGACUCCAUCUCUGACCACAAUUGUGGGGUCAUCCCAUUCUGAGAUCCAAGCUGCUGAAGCAAGUGCCUCGCAGGGACCUCCUUUUGUAUCUUCAGGCAAGACUGUGGGAAUGGAAGCAGUGAAGAAAACCUCUAAUCCUACAACCUCUACCCCUGCCAGCCAGUCAAAGGGUCACAGUGAUGGUGACCCUCACAAAGAUAAAAUGGGAAACUCCUCUAACAGCAAAGGGACAGCUCUACAACGCAAUGCUAGAGAGGUCACUCUCCAGCAAGAGGUCACUACAAGCGGGGAUGCAGCUACAGGGAACAGAUCUCUCAAGCAGUCAUCCCGCAGCGCUGGUAUCACCAGCACCCAGCAGGAUGCCAACUCCAAAGCAUCUGGCUUUGAAACUACCAGGGGAAAAAACUGGUGUGCUUAUGUCCAUACCAGACUCUUACCUACAGUGGUAGUGGACAACCUGGAAACCUUCUCAUCAGGCAGAGCAAAGCCUUGUACUUGGAAUAUUGGAUCCUGUGCUCAGAGGUCCCAAGCAACAACACACCAAGCCUACAGAAUCAAACAUAAAAUAGUAACAUCACUGGAGUGGAAGUGCUGUCCUGGGUACAGUGGGCAAAACUGCCAACCCAAAGAACAACCAUCGCUUAUACAUAGCAACCAGGCUGAAAGCAGCAGAACUGUCAGUGAGAGGACACCAGGAGCUCAUCAGGACCCCAGUGGGCCAGAUGAUGUAUUCCUUCAGACACAAGCCUUGCAAAUUCAUGAAGUUAUAAGUGCACUUACACAAAAAAUGAAUGAGAAGAUUAGCAGCCAGGAGAUGAAACUGACUUUUCUACAGAAGAAUGUUGACAGCAUUGCUGUUGCGAUGAGUGAUGUGAGCAAGAUGCUUUCUUCUUUGGAAGGCAAAAUCAAUGAAGAUAAGGGCAAAGACUUCCAGUCUUUUCUAAAAGAUCUCAAAUCCAGAAGUAUUAAUGAAGUAGUCAAAGACAUUGUCAGAGAACACUUUAAAGUAUUUCAAGGUGAAAUGCAAGACAGCAUGGCUCAGAUUUUCAAGACUGUGUCUAGUUUGUCAGAUGAUCUUGAAAAUACAAAAGAAUUAGUCAAGCAUCUGAAUGAAACCCAACACAAAUUUGCUCAGGAGAAAGACAGUGGGCCAACAAAGCUUGACGUUCUGGAGCUAAAGAGUCAUAUGGUGCAGAUGAAAGAGGAAAUAACUCUCGCUUGUGACAAGCCUGUGAAAGCUUUACAGGAAAAGCAGAAAUCCUUGGAAGAUAAAUUGGAGCAUCAACAGUCAAGAAGUGUAAUUUAUUAUGAAUCUUUAAAUCGGACUCUUACUGAACUGAAAGAUGCUCAUGAACAGCUGCUAUCAGCUGAACAGUCUUCAAGCCAACACAUCCCUUCAGCAGAUAAUGUGACAGAGUACAAUAUUACAGAGUACAUGUUGACACUUCAUGAGAAAGUAAAGAAACAAGGCAUGAUGGUGCUGCAGAUCUUUGAUGACUUAAGAGUCCAAGACAGCAAGAUCAGCAAUCUCAGUGUUGCACUGGAAAUUCAGAGAGACUCUGUUCUGGGGAUCUGUGAUGACAUGCUGUCAGAAAGCAGGAAGGACUUCCAAACACAGCUGGCAGCAACCCAAGAGAAUGUGCUUGUCCUGAACAAAAGUCUCUCUGACCUGGUCCUUCCAUUGGACAAUAAGAUGGACAAAAUGAAUGAGCAAAUUAAUGAUUUGUGCUAUGAUAUGGAGAUCCUGCAACCCUUGAUUGAGCAAGGGGUACCUUUUAGUCUGACUUCAGGGUAUGAACAACAAAUCCAAGCUGAAGAAAUCAAUGAGAAGCUUGAAAACCUCACUACUGUCAUUAACAGAAUGAGUUCUGCAAUUAAGGAGCUUUCCAAAACUCAAGAAGGACUUAAAAAUGAAUCUCAGGCUUAUCAGGAACUCUUUGAGAGUCGUGUUAAUGAAUGCUCCAUGGAAAUAGAAGAUGGAUUAAACAAGACCAUGAUAAUAAUAAACAGUGCUAUUGAUUCUAUUCAAGAUAACUAUGUAAUGAAAAGCAUGCUACGUGCUCUAAGUAAUGAGACUGAAGUCUGCUGUGGCAGAGAUGAGGAACUGGACAGCCUCCUGGCUUUCAUUCCCCAGUUCCAGCAGCUGAAUGAAUCCCUCCAGGCACUGCUCAGUGGCAAGAAGUAUGAAUUCACUUCACAAGUAGCACCAUCCCUUUCUGAUCUUCCAUACGAGGAGUCUGACAAAAUUAUCCUCCACAGUUUCAGAAGAGUUUUCUAUAUGUUAAAUGAUACAUUGUCAAAAGUGGAAAAUCAACGACAAGAUAUCAGCCGUCUGGAAGAGAAACUAUUUGACUCUGUGGAGGGAUCAAAGGAUCAUGAGGUUCGCCUUCUGAAUGUGGAGUCAAAAAUUUCCAAGUUUUUGGCAAACAACUGUGUCUCACUGAAAAAAACCAAAGCUGCCUUGACAGAGAAAGAACAAGUGGUCUCACUUCAGCUCCAGACCCUGAGUUCCAGGAUCAAGGCCCUGGAAGCCAAGUCAAUCCGCUUCUCAAACAGCAUUCCACUUCUGAACAAGACUGCUCAUGAGGCCUGGGGGCUGUGUCAGGAUGCUAACAGCAGCAUCCAAAAAGUGAAUGCGAGUAUCCCUGUGCUAAUUAAACUUGCUCAGCCAGAUAUCCCCCUGCUGCAGAGCGGUCUCAAAGAGCUUGUCGAAUCUGUGCUUGAAAUAAAAGCGGGAGCUAUCCUGACAAAUCUAACCCAUCAUGUUGACAUAUCAGUGGGAAAUGCCAUGAACAAUAUCACCAAACUUCAGAAGCAAGUGAAACCAAUUAUAAAGAAACCAGCCCCAGUGAAAAAAGGAGCAGCAAAUGUCACCAUGAGCCUGGCAAGCCGAAGUCAGAGAAACACAGAUAAUGCUAUAGAUCCAGGGCAGAAUUCAGCUUGUGUCAGUUCCCCGUGCCAGAAUGGAGGAACCUGUAUCAAUGACAGACAGAGCUUUAUUUGCGCUUGUCGCCACCCCUUUGGAGGAGUCAACUGCAGUACGAAGCUGGUGAACGACAAUUCUCUAAGUGUCGAUUUUUCAAAAGGAUCAUACAGAUAUGCACCUAUGGUGGCUUUUUUUGCCUCUCAUACAUAUGGAAUGACGACUCCAGGACCCAUCAGAUUUAACAAUCUGGAUGUCAACUACGGAGCUUCAUUUGCCCCAGCAACCGGGAAGUUCCACGUUCCAUAUCUGGGAGUCUAUGUUUUUGAGUAUACCAUCGAAUCGUUUAGUCCACGUGCCUCUGGCUAUCUGGUCGUUGAUGGAAUAGACAAACUCACUUUUCAGGCUGAAAAUAUUAAUAGUAACAAGUACACCGACAGAGUAAUUACUGGAAAUGCUUUAUUAGAAUUAAAUUAUGGUCAAGAAGUCUGGCUCAGACUGGCAACUGGUUCUAUUCCAGCCAAGUAUCCACCAGUAACUACAUUUAGUGGUUACUUGUUGUAUCGUACCUAAGUCAGUCAUAAAUGUGAAUAGUUACCAUUAAAUGCAGCAACCUGCAUGUGAAUUUAUCUUUGCCUUUAAAUAUUUUGUUUCCUUAACAGCAGUAAGUUUCUCAGAGUAACAAUACUGAUGGCAUUUAAAGUGUGGAUUCUCCAAGAGGUUGCUUGUUUGUAGCCACAUGCACAUCUUAUAAAAAGAGUCCACAGGUUGGAGAUGGGGGGAAAAAUAAGCAUCUUCCUUAUAUUAGCAUGAUUGGGAAGCACAAAUCUAAUUAUGUUCUACAUUUACAUUGUAUAAACAUACUUACACAAGGUUGCUGAUAAUCAGUUCUCAAAGCUGGUUUUGAUUAUUCUUUUUCAACCUAAGUGCAUAAGAGAGGUGAUGGAUGGAGUCUGAUGACUCAGGUGCUGGGUUACUACUUAGGUCAUUGUAUCAAGUGAUAAUCAUGUAUAUAUUCUGUCUGGAAAAAAUAUAUUUCUUUUUCAUUUUGCUUGGUGUUAUUCUCCACUUACCUUGAUAUGUCAGUGUUUAUUUGAUUCAUUAUUUUUAACGUAACCAGUAUGAUAACAAACUGGGGGAUUAUCUAGCAGUAAAGAAUGAGAAGGAAUACUUAAAAGCUGCAUGUUGAUACAUUCAGAUUAGAAAGAAGGUACUCAUUUUUAGAAGUGAAUGUAACUAGUCAUGGGAAAAACAUUAUAAUGGAUUUGGUGGAGGCUCCCUGUUGCUUGAAACAUUUAAACUGCAGCUGGAUUUUCUUUUGGUGAUAUGUUUUUGAGCAAACAUGGGUAUAUUGGCUUCACAUAUAUUUUAGCAUGUAAACUUUAGCCUAUAAAGUACACAAGGUUAAAUGACAUAAUCAUAGUACUUUCUAAGUUUGAAGUCUAUCAAUCUAUGAUUUUGUUUGUUUCUGCAUUAUAUUCACAAACUACUGAGGCAAGAUGAAAUGAACAUUGGUCUGCAUAAACCAGAAUGUGAUUUGCAAGCACCAAUACAAUAUAAAAAAAAAUAUUUUUACUUCAUGCUGUGACUGCCUGAAAACAAAUAAACCAACAAGUUUGCGUCCUUA